AUGAAAAACUCUCUAGCCUUCAAGCUCCUGUUCUUAACUCUGACUAUAGCUUGUAAGAUCCAGACACAAGUGAAAUGCUUGGAGUUCAAUUUCCCUACGUUUGAAGAAAGCAACGAUUCAGACUUGAUCCGAGACAACUCAUACAUCGUCCUCGGAGCGAUCCAAGUCACUCCUGACAUCCGUGGCUCCCUCACGAACCAUUCAGGCCGCGCGCUCUACAAGAAGCCUUUCAAGCUAUGGAGCAAAGACAAGAAGAAAGCUACUUUCACCACCACUUUCGUUAUCAACAUCUCCAACCAAACAAACCCUGGAGGCGAAGGCUUAGCCUUUGUUCUCACACCGGAGACAGCCGCUCCUCAGAACAGCUCAGGUAUGUGGCUAGGUCUAGUCAACGAAACCACAAACAGAACUCUCGGGUCAAAGAUCGUUGCGGUUGAGUUCGACACAAGGAAGAGUCAUAAAGAUGAUCUUGAUGGAAACCAUGUGGCUCUAAACGUGAACAACAUCAACUCUGUUGUUCAAGAGUCCUUGAGCGGUCGAGGGAUCGAGAUCGAUUCUGGUCAUGACGUUACCGCACAUGUGCGGUAUGAUGGUAAGAAUCUAUCGGUUUAUGUCUCAAGUAACAACUCGGAGGUAUAUGACCAACGGAACCUAAUGUUCUCUAGGGCUAUAGAUCUCUCUGCCUCUCUUCCGGACACGGUUUACGUGGGAUUCACGGCAUCAACAAGCAGUUUCACAGAGCUUAACUGUGUCCGAUCUUGGAGGUUUGAAGGUUUGGAGUUAGAUGGAGAUGAGAAAAUGUUAUGGCUUUGGAUUCUUGUCCCUGUUGUGUGUGUUGUUGUAAUAGGAGCUUUCUUAGGGUUUUUGUUCUUGAGAUCUAGGUCAAGAGCAGGGGAAACAAACCCUGAUAUAGAAGCUGAGCUAGAUAACUGCGCGACGAACCCGCAGAAGUUCAAGCUGAGAGAGCUGAAGAGAGCAACAGGGAACUUCAGCCAUGAUAACAAACUAGGACAAGGAGGGUUUGGGAUGGUGUUUAAGGGGAAGUGGGAAGCUGAUCCGAGAAUGGGAAGUUCGUUUAAUGAAGAAGAGAUGAAGAGUGUUCUGCUCUUGGGACUAGCUUGUUGCCACCCGAACCCGAACCAAAGACCGUCCAUGAGAACGGUUUUGAUGGUGUUGACGGGUGAGACUAGCCCACCAGAUGUGCCUACAGAGAGACCAGCUUUUGUCUGGCCAGCCAUGCCUCCAUCGUUUAGUGACGUUGACUACUCUCUUACAGGGAGUCAGAUCGAUUCGCUUACUGAGCUAACUGGUCGGUGA
This is a messenger RNA of Eruca vesicaria subsp. sativa (arugula), 1317 nucleotides long. The record is from the annotation of a GenBank genome assembly. Lineage: Eukaryota; Viridiplantae; Streptophyta; Magnoliopsida; Brassicales; Brassicaceae.